CCUCCACGAUUUCCUCUCCUCCACCUGCUUCCCCCCGCUUUACUUUCACUCAACCUCGAACGGCCUCCUUUGGCCUUGAUACCUGCAGCCAUGGCGUCUCUCACCGACUUCGUGGAUUUCUCUCAGGACACGCUCAAAUACGCUGCGCUGUCCAUUGCCUUCAACCCAAUCUUCUGGAACAUCGUUGCCCGUGCCGAGUACCGGAGCCACUUCCUCACCCGUAUCUUUGGCAGCCCCUACUACGGCUGCUACUUUCUCGCCGUGACCAUCUUCUCCCUAGGAGUCCUACGCGACCACAUCUACCAACUGGCCUUGGAAGACCAGCCCUACUAUGCCCCAGUGCACCAACCCGUCCUCGGCGGCGCCCUUUUUGUCGUGGGCUCAGUUCUCGUCCUCUCAAGCAUGUAUGCCCUCGGCGUGACGGGAACCUACCUCGGUGACUACUUUGGUAUCCUCAUGGACGCGCCUGUCACGGGCUUCCCGUUUAACGUUACGGGAUCCCCGAUGUACUGGGGUAGCACCUUGAACUUCCUCGGCGUUGCCCUGUAUAAGGGCAAAGUUGCCGGUGUGCUUCUUAGCGCCAUGGUGUUUGUCCUGUACUGGUUCGCACUCAAGUGGGAGGACCCCUUUACCGCUGAGAUCUACGCGAAACGGGAACGCGAGCGCGCCAAAUCCAAGCAGGGUGGAAAGAAGCAGUAAGCUCCUGAAUCCAGUGCUCGCAUCCAGUCAAAGAGCAGUUGCGAGCAAAUGGACUACUGUGGUGGUAAGGAGAGGGUCCAGAAGAAGUGAUAAUGGGUAUUCAACAUCCAUAGAUGGCGCUGCGAGCAUAGUGCAGACAGGAGAAGGAAGCCUGGAUGUCGGAUAGACCAGAACGACAGGCGAUACUGAGUGCUCUUCAACAUCAAUUAAAAGCGGAGAAGCGAGCAUUGAAGAGGCUACUACAAGAGAGGGCGUACCUCGAGUGGUUCGAUGAAUCACUACACUACCUUCAUAGAAAGAGAAGUAUCCAUAGAAAAGG
Messenger RNA from Aspergillus calidoustus, 1018 nucleotides. NCBI's taxonomy places the organism in Eukaryota, Fungi, Ascomycota, Eurotiomycetes, Eurotiales, Aspergillaceae. The record is from the annotation of a GenBank genome assembly.